Polychytrium aggregatum is the source of this 1504-nucleotide messenger RNA. RefSeq names its product putative Zn transporter. The transcript is spliced from 8 exons. The coding region runs from base 49 to 1422 and encodes 457 amino acids. The record is from RefSeq and is a predicted model, not a curated record. NCBI's taxonomy places the organism in Eukaryota, Fungi, Chytridiomycota, Chytridiomycetes, Polychytriales. Gene Ontology annotation, molecular function: zinc ion transmembrane transporter activity. Gene Ontology annotation, cellular component: plasma membrane. Gene Ontology annotation, biological process: zinc ion transmembrane transport.
CCCUCGUGCAGGCCCCUCCCACAUCCUGCUCCCUACCUGUCUGUCGACAUGGACUUCUCCGAGUCUUCUCCUCUCCUUCCAAGAGCUUCUGGCCGGCCCGCGGACGGCAAGGUCCAGAGGGUCACCAUCGAUCGAGCCGCCAGCCCAUCCUCGUCGCAGCCGGGCACCCCCCGCGGCUCUCAGCUGCGGUGCAUCAACGUCGAGACGAACCAGCACAGCAGAGAAAGCGAGGCCUCGAAGCGCAAGCUGCUGAUCGCCACGAUCUUGUGCUUUAUCUUCUUUCUCAUCGAGCUUGUCGCCGGCUACAUCUCUGGAUCGCUCGCCAUCUUGAGCGACAGCUUCCAUUUGCUCUCUGAUAUUGCCGGGUUCGCCAUCUCGUUGGUUGCUUUGUAUCUUUCGAACCAGCCGGCGACCAAACGCCACUCGUUCGGAUUCCACCGCGCAGAGAUCAUCGGCGCAAUUGCCUCGACCUUCCUCAUCUGGAUUCUCACCGCGUAUCUACUCGUCGAAGCCUUUGAGCGUCUCCGAAAUCCAACACCAAUCGAUGCCCCGAUCAUGUUUGGCACCGCUGCCAUUGGAGUCGUCGUUAACAUCGUGCUUGGGCUGACACUGCACUCGCACUCGCACGACCACGGCCACGGCCACUCUCACGACCAUUCGCAUGAUCAUUCGCAUGAUCAUUCGCACGACGAUGGACACGACCAUGGACACGAUUACGCUCACGGGCAGAGCUCGUCGACUCACAAGUCCGCGACCAACGGCACCCUGGUGCAGUCGUACCAUGUGCAUGACCAUGACUUGGAUGGGUCUUCCGAAGACCAGGUCGAGACUUCCGCCGUCCCAGCUGUUGCUGUUGCGAUUUCUAGCGCCCCAUCUUCGGCCCCAACACGAAGCAAACAAGUUAACAUUAAUGUGCACUCGGCAGCCAUCCAUGUGAUCGGCGACCUCAUUUCGAGCAUCGGUGUCUUGAUAUCAGCAGGAAUCAUUUGGUACGACCCGUCCUGGACGAUCGUCGACCCAAUCUGCACGUUCAUCUUUUCGAUCUUUGUGAUCAUGACGACAAUCAAGCUGAUGGACAACAGCCUCAGGGUCCUGAUGGAGGCCACGCCAAGCAAUAUCGAUGUCGAGAUCGUCACCAAAGAGCUGGUAACCGUCCCGGGCGUCAUCAACAUCCACGAUCUGCAUAUCUGGAACAUUACGGUCGGCAAGCCCGCUCUGGCCGUCCACAUUGCGGUCUCGCCAACCUUCCCGGGCACGAACCAGCCCCUGACGGUGGAAGACUGCCACUACAUCCUUACGGAGGCCCAGCGCAUCCUCUGUGAGGAGCACGAUAUCCACCACACCACUAUCCAGGUGGAAGUCGCAUACGAGACGGACGAUAUGCCGGUCGGCCACUGUGCGCCGCUGAUGUGCCGAAUGUGAACGGACGGGCAAGAGGCGGGGCCACCCAAUUGUAAUGGAAUGGUAGACGGGGAACAAUAUUGAUGUAUUCCCAUGGCCUCAA